Leucoraja erinaceus (little skate) is the source of this 5807-nucleotide messenger RNA. RefSeq names its product multiple inositol-polyphosphate phosphatase 1b (gene minpp1b). Lineage: Eukaryota; Metazoa; Chordata; Chondrichthyes; Rajiformes; Rajidae. Bases 699 to 2126 code for a protein of 475 amino acids. Gene Ontology annotation, molecular function: inositol phosphate phosphatase activity; acid phosphatase activity. The transcript is spliced from 5 exons. The record is from RefSeq and is a predicted model, not a curated record.
ACAUUUGGUGAAAUCACCCUAUAACGGGAACAUGAGUAAGAUCUUAUGGAACUGUAUGCAAAUAAAGAAGGCAGGGAAAUAGGGUUCGGAGGGAAAUAUGGAGCAAACAUCAAUGAAUGACGGAGCAGACUUGAUAAGCCAAAAUGCCUAAUUCUGUUCGUAUAAUUUACGUGCUUAUGUUUAUUUAUUGAAAUUUUGAUCACUGGUUUAUUAAUCCGUGUAAUUCAUGAACCUAUGAGCAAGAUCUCACUGAUGUGGAUGGAUGCAAAAAAAAAAUUCACUGUACUUGUAUGUGGCCAAAAAAGUACCAUUGAUGGAGCAACUCAGUAUCUGGCCUCAAACGCCGCCUGUCCUGUUCUGCAGUGAUGCUACCGGACCUGUUGAGCGACUCCAGCCUUUUGUAUGUGGGGUUUUUUUUUCAGAGCAUAAAUCUCAAACGACUAGUGUUUGCAGUUCUCAGUGUAAAUCAGUAACCGGAGUACUCUCCCUGUACCAACUAUAAUUCAACACCGCUGCACAACCACCCACCCCUCCCCUCCCUCCUUUUCACAGCUACACCGGGUUUAUCGCUAAGGUAAACCCCCUCCCUUGUGCAAGUACUUGUAAGCCGAAGCUUGAAGCCGCCGCGGCAUCCAGCGGGGAGAAGGAGACGAGGAGGUGGCGGCGGCGGCGGCGGCAGCAGCAGGGGAAGUGAUCCCAUGUCGACUGUCUGGGGCAAGGCCGCAAGCCGCGGGCUCGGCCGGCGUCCGCUGCUGAUCCUCUGUGCUUGUCUCCGGCUGUGCUCCACCUCCACCGACGGUCGUGGCGGAGGUUCUCCCUGGGCCGAGCAUUACGGCACCAAGUCGAGAUACCGGGCUGUGGAAGGUGGCGGCGAGGACGGCCCGUCACCAUGGCGACCGCCGGCCCGCUGCGUCCAACUUCACCUCAGCGGCCUGAUCCGCCACGGCACCCGCUACCCCACCAGCAGGAACGUGCCCCGCAUGGCCGAGGCGCACCGGCUGGUGAAGGAGCGGGCGGACACCGGCCUGGGGCUGGUGCGGGACCUGGCCGCCUGGCGCAUGUGGUACGACGGGCGGAUGGACGGCCGCCUCCACCACCUGGGCGCCUCCGAGAUGGCGGCGCUGGCCGAGCGGCUGUCCGCCGGUUUCCCGCGACUCCUGCGGCUCCGGAGCCGUGAGACGGAGCGCCUCCAGUUCUUCACCAGCUCCAAGCACCGCUGCGUCAACAGCACCCUCUCCUUCAUCCGAGGCCUGGACGGAGCCUCGGGCCCAGGCCCAGGGGGCCGCUGGCAGGUCGAUGACGGCCUCCUGCGCUUCUACGACACCUGCCAGAAGUUCAUCCGGCAGGUGGAAAACAACGACACCGCCCUGUACCAGGUGGACAAGUUCAAGCAAGGCCCCGAGAUGGGCCGAGUGGUCGGCAAGAUGGCGAAGAAGCUUGGAGUGUCACCGGACGCCAUCAGCGUUGAUGUGGUGGAAGCAACAUUUUAUCUCUGCACUUACGAAUUCAUCCUUAAAGGCAUCGUUUCUCCCUGGUGUGAUCUUUUCGAUAAGAAAGAUGCAGAGGUACUGGAAUACUUGGGUGACCUAAAGCAGUACUGGAAGAGAAGCUAUGGAUAUAAAAUAAAUGGUCUCUCUAGCCACAAGCUAUUCCAGAACAUAUUCCAAUAUAUGGACCAGACCAUCGAAGAGAAUGAGAGGAACCAAACGAUAUCACACCCCGCUGUCUUGCGAUUUGGCCAUGCAGAGACCCUCCUGCCAGUUUUGACUCUCAUGGGGUAUUUUCAGGAUGAACGGCCCUUACUAGCGAGCAAUUUUGAAGAGCAGAGGAAUCGCAAGUUUAGAAGCGGGCGGAUUUCGCCUCUUGCCGCAAACCUGAUCCUUGUGCUGUACCAAUGCCAUGAAGCCCAGAGCCUCGGGGAAAAGUACAAGCUCCAGUUGUUCCUGAACGAAAGGCCUCUGCCGUUUCCUCAGAGCGGGAAACUUGUCUCGGACUACGACGAAGUGAAGAACCACUACCAGCAUCUUAUUGACACACUGAAGUUUAGCAAUAUCUGUGAUGACAGCAACUGCUACAAUUUUAUUUUCUUUCUCGUUCUCAUUUUAUUAUUUAUAGCUUAUUUUUAAAUUUAUCCUCGGUUUGAAAUUCUGCGUCCAUAUAUCACGCUCUGUAGGAUUUAUACUCCAGCAUCGUAUUGCUCUGUAGCUCAGAAGGGAGCCAGACAGCCUGAAACAUUUAGGCAAUGAAUCCUACAUCCUACCACAAGUUCACCUCAUAAGUGAUAGAAGCAGAAUUAGGCCCUUCGGCCCAUCAAGUCUACUCCGCCAUUCAUUCAUGGCUGAUCUAUCUCUCCCUCCUAACCCCAUUCUCAUGCCUUCUCCCCAUAACCCCUGACACACAAACUAAGCCAUGAUCACCAUGAAUGGUGAAGCAGGCUCGAAGGGCCAAAUGGCCUCCGCCUGCACCUAUUUUCUAUGUAAUCAAAAAAUCUAUCUGUUGCUACCCUAAAAAUAAUCCAUUGAUGGCCUCCACAGCCGUUUGCGGCAACAUUUCAGACUUACUUUUUUUUUUCCAUGCACUUUAUUCAAUUAGCUGUCGUCUGCUUUCAUCACAUUUUCAGCUAUUUUGGAUCAGCGUCGCAAAUAAAUAUCCUACUAUUUCCUAUUUCGAUCGUGUAACAAGAAAAAUAACCCAUGUUGGAGGGUCACAUUUCCUCAGAACUCGAAUAAUGACGUUAUUCUUUCGGCCUCACUUUGUUGCUGCCACUGUUGUGGAAACUCACUUGAGAAAAGUAGAACAGUUUCAGACAUAGAAACAAAGAAAAUAUGUGCAGGAGGAGGCCAUUCGGCCCUUCGAGCCAGCGCCGCCAUUUAUUGUGAUCAUGACUGAUCGUCCCCAAUCAAUCAGCCCCCGUGCCUGCCUUCUCCCCAUAUCCCUCGAUUCCACUAGCCCCUAGAGCUCUAUCUAACUCUCUCAUGCAACACAUGCGACACUUGCACCUUUCCAAGCUUAGCCAGACCAGUUAGAUUCCAGACUCCACCUCUCCCACCGAUCUGAUUAAGGUCAGAUCAGCAAAGCAAUCGAGAGGAGGCAGAAAAAUUAAGAUGAAAAAGGACAAAAAAUGCAGCUGCACUUAUACAACUGGACUGUUACCGAAUGUUUAAGGAGGAACUGCAGAUGCUGGAAAAUCGAAGGUAGACAAAAAUGCUGGAGAAACUCAGCGGGUGAGGCAGCAUCUAUGGAGUGAAGGACAUAGGCAAUGUUUCGGUUCGAAAGCCUUCUUCAGACUGUUACUGAAUGCUGGUCUUCAGAAGUAGCAAGCGGUCCACAGGUGAAGGUAUGAAGAUUGGAAACUAAUUUCUUCUUUCGAGCUGCUUGAGUAUAAAAAAAAUACAGAUCAUGGCGCGUCAAAAAAAAAAAAAAGUUAUUUAUUGUAAAUUCCACUUGGGGUUGGUGGAUUCUGCGGUGGCAAAUAACGAUGAUAAAUUAUAUUUGCUCUGUGCUAUUUUUUUUCUCCUGAGGUUUCUGGAAAGCAUAGCGUGGAAACCGGCCCUUCGGCCCACCGAGUCGGCGCCGACCAUCGAUCUUCACACACUAACACUAUCCUACACACACACACACACACACACUGGGGACAAUUUACACAUACACCAAGUCAAUUAACCUACAAACCCGUGCGUCUCUGGAUUGUGGGAGGAAUCCGAAGAAAACUCGGAGAAAACACACGCAGGUCACAGGGAGAACGGACAGACUCAGUACAGACAGCACCCGUAGUCGGGAUCGAACCCUGGUCUCUGGCUCGGCAAGGCAGCAACUCUACCUCUGCGCCACCGUGCCGCCGUAAAAUAAUCAUAGCACUUUAGGAAAUUGAAAGCACACUCAUAGAUAACUAUUCAUCGCAACUACCACUGGGGGUUGGUGCAUUAUACCGUCGCACAUAAUGAGAAUAAAUUAUAUUUGCUGUGGGUCAUUUUUUCCCCGUAAGGUGUAGAGGAUUAAAGCAAUUAUGAUUAAACAAUGCUGCAUCAGAUAAAGCAAUGGAUGAGACUAUACAAUCAACUAUUGGAAUGCAGCAUUACGCAGCAGCUGUAACCCCGGCACUCCCUCUCUCCCCAUCCCUCCCCCGCCCAACUCGCACCAGGUUCCUGUUCUCAUCUAGCAAGCAGCUCACAAUCACCUGUUUCCUUUAUCAUCGUUAUUUUUUUGCAUACCUUUCAUUCAUUGUUCUAUAUCUCUCUACGUCACCGUCUAUUUCUCUCGUUUCCCUUUCCCCAGACUAGUUUGAAGGAGGGUCGACCCGAAACGUCACCCAUUCCUUCUCUCCAGAGAUGCUGCCUGUCCCGCUGAGUCACUCCAGCAUUUUGUGCCUUAUCUUAAGUUUAAAACAACAUCUGCAAUUCCUUCCUGCAGUUAACAGGUGUAUGCAUGUAAAUGUAUCACAAUACAUGGCAACAUCACGAUAUGCAAUAGGGCUUGUUUAACUGGGAAACAUAACAAGCCAUGUCAUGGAUGCAUCACCAGAUAAAUACCUGUGACUAGUGCAGGCAUCCAUAGAAACAUAGAAACAUAGAAAAUAGGUGCAGGAGUAGACCAUUCGGCCCUUCGAGCCUGCACCGCCAUUCUAUAUGAUCAUGGCUGAUCAUCCAACUCAGUAUCCUGUACCUGCCUUCUCUCCAUACCCCCUGAUCCCUUUAGCCACAAGGGCCACAUCUAAUUCCCUCUUAAAUAUAGCCAAUGAACUGGCCUCAACUACAUUCUGUGGCAGAGUCAUCAUGAGACCAUCCAGUCUCAUCAUGAGACCAGUUGCUCCAGUCAAGGUUGUUGACCUGCACGGAGAUAGUUGGGGCGAGGAGAGUGGGGCCAGUCGAGGGCACUGUUUGCGCUGAAGAUUCGCCUAUUGCAACCCAAGCAGACUUUACAGAUCCAAUCCAAACAAAUUGAUGAGUUUACUUUGUGCAAAGAGGCCUGCACGACGGCGCAGCAAUAAAGUCGCUGCCUCAAAGCGCCAGAGACCCAGGUUCGAUCCAGACUAUGGGUGCUGUCUGUACAGAGUUUGCAUGACCUGCGUGGGUUUCUCCUGGUGCUCCAGUUUUCUUCCACACUCCAAAGACGUACAGGUUUGUAGGUUAAUUGCCUUGGUAAAAUUGAAAAUUGUCUAUUGUCCAUAAGUGUGUGUAGGAUAGCGCUAGUGUAGACGGUGUAGACGGUGGGUGGAAGGGCCUGUUUCCAUGCUGUAUCUCUAAAGUCUAAAUGGUGGCCGUUUGGGAAAGGGGGAGAUGCAGCGAGACCUGGGUGUCAUGGUACACCAGUCAUUGAAGGUAGGCAUGUAGGUGCAGCAGGCAGUAAAGAAAGCGAAUGGUAUGUUAGCUUUCAUUGCAAAAGGAUUUGAGUAUAGGAGCAGAGAGGUUCUACUGCAGUUGUACAGGGUCUUGGUGAGACCACACCUGGAGUAUUGCGUACAGUUUUGGUCUCCAAAUCUGAGGAAGGACAUUAUUGCCAUAGAGGAAGUGCAGAGACGGUUCACCAGACUGAUUCCUGGGAUGUCAGGACUGUCUUAUGAAGAAAGACUGGAUAGACUUGGUUUAUACUCUCUAGAAUUUAGAAGAUUGAGAGGGGAUCUUAUAGAAACUUACAAAAUUCUUAAGGGUUUGGACAGGCUAGAUGCAGGAAGAUUGUUCCCGAUGUUAGGGAAGUCCAGGACAAGGGGUCACAGCUUAAGGAUGAAGGGGAAAUCCUUUAAAACCGAGAUGAGAAGAACCUUUUUCACGCAGAGAGUGGUGAAUCUCUGGAACUUUCUGCCACAGAGG